Molecule: messenger RNA, 826 nt
Organism: Papaver somniferum (opium poppy)
Lineage: Eukaryota; Viridiplantae; Streptophyta; Magnoliopsida; Ranunculales; Papaveraceae
Exons: 1
Coding region: 94-555 (153 amino acids)
Source: RefSeq, a predicted model, not a curated record
UGCUCACAAGAAGUGAACUUCAUAUAUCAGAAAUCUGCAGGAAAAAAAAAAUCAGAAUUUGUAAGUUUCUAGUCUAGUUACAUCAUAGGAAAAAUGCCGAAAUUUGGCAUGUUUGCAGGUGGUGGAUGUAUCUGUUGGGAUGAAUACCGUGACCAUGCUCAGACUUCUUCAGGCCUGGGAACAAGAGUUUGGAAUUUGACAGACAGGCCGAUAGAGUUGCAAGUAAGGGUGGGAUCAAUAUUGAAGAAGGGUCAUACCUUGAAGCCAGGCUCAUCGAAGAGACUUAAAUCUAAGAGCAUUUACAAAACUUACAUGCCGGUGAGCAGUGGCGGUACCUGUGGUGGUGAAGCAAUGAAGAGUCUGCUUUACUACUAUGAUGAAACAUGUCAGCCUUAUAUAUGGGUACAGGACAGUGUUAGUGAUUUCUCAAGAAUGGUGAAGCAGCAGUACAUUAGUCUUGAAGAUUUAAGAGAUUGUACUGAGAUUAAAAUCUUCAGAGAUCACCAGAGAGGUUGCAUUUCAGUUCGAAAGAAGGCCAGGCCAGACUUUUGCUGAAUUUUUCUUCUAUGUCACUUGGCAAGUUUUCUUAUUAUCUUUGUGUUGUUUGGGUUUGUAAUUUGUGUCAGAAGGAUUCCUGUGAGAAAAACUAGCGGUGUUUCGUGAUUCUAAGUACAAUUUCUUUUACAGUACUUACCUGCGUAGUUUUAAGAGACUUCAUACUUUGUUUAGGCAAGCAUGAGGACUAAUUUUCACAUAUGUACUCCAGAAAUUGCCAAGUUUGUGCUUGAAAUGAAGCAGUUCCGGUUUCACAAUGCUUACAUAAAAA